Molecule: messenger RNA, 3072 nt
Organism: Gadus macrocephalus (Pacific cod)
Lineage: Eukaryota; Metazoa; Chordata; Actinopteri; Gadiformes; Gadidae
Gene: clasrp
Product: CLK4-associating serine/arginine rich protein
Exons: 21
Coding region: 323-2377 (684 amino acids)
Source: RefSeq, a predicted model, not a curated record
UUUCUUUAAGCCAAUAAACCCUUUUUCCUUCUAUCACUCACUAUUUCCCAUCCUACGGCUCUUACUACAUACAUCUCGGUUGCAUUUUCCAGAACCCACUGGGCUCACUGGUUCUGGUCCCACGGUGGUCCUCCACGGUGGUGGUUCAUACUGGUCCCACAGCGCUGCCCUCCCACCGACCAGCAGCACAGCAGACCGAGGAGGUGUGACCGGAGUCGGCUCAGAGUCGGCCGAAACAGCGCAGUAUAACCCAAGUUUCUGUUGGUGGUCCACAACAACAGCAACCGUGCCCCGCCGCGCCCCCACCCCCAGCGGCGCCGUCAUGUGGCAGGAGGCCAGAAAACACGAGCGCAAGCUUCGUGGUAUGAUGGUCGACUACAAGCGACGUGGCGAGCGCCGGCGCGAGUACUACGAGAAGAUCAAAAAGGACCCUGCCCAGUUCCUGCAGGUCCAUGGCCGAGCCUACAAGAUCCACCUGGACCCGGCCGUGGCCCUGGCUGCUGAGAGCCCCAUCAACAUGAUGCCCUGGCAAGGAGACGCCAACAACAUGAUUGACAGGUUCGACGUCAGGGCCCACCUGGACUACAUCCCCACCUACACCCCCCCCCUGCUCAGCAGCAGCAGCCCCGACCAGGAGUCAGACGAGAGGAAGUGUAACUACGAACGCUACCGAGGGCUGGUGCAGAACGACUUCGCCACCAUCUCUGAAGAGCAGUGCCUGUACCAGAUCUACCUGGACGAGCUCUACGGUGGCCUGCCACGACCAAACGAAGACGAAAAGAAAAAGCUGGCGGAGAAGAAGGCCACCAUUGGCUACACAUACGAGGACAGCACCGUGGAGGAACCCGAGCCCACCUCAGACAAGGACGAGGAGAACUCUGAGGAGGAGGAAUCAGAGGAGGACGAAGGCAUCCCAGAUAUCGACGUGGAGGUGGAUGUGGACGAGCUGAACAUCGAACAGGAGCUGGACCUGAAUAAGAUCGCCACCCCCUACGGCAUGGCAGAAGGAGACUUCGUCAGGAUGCUGAGGAAGGACAAGGAGGAGGUGGAGGCCAUCAAGCACGCCAAGGCCCUGGAGGCGGAGAAGGCCAUGUACUCGGGCCGUCGCUCCCGGCGACAGAGGAGGGAGUUCAGGGAGAAGCGGCUGAAGGGACGUCAGAUCAGCCCGCCCAGCUACGCCAGGAGGGACAGUCCCACGUACGACCCCUACAAGAGGCCGGAGUCGGAGUCCGACUCUGAGUCGCGGUCGCGGUCUCGCUCCCCAGGUCCGGAGAAGAUCACCUUCAUCACCAGCUUCGGGGGGAGCGACGAAGAGGCGGCGGCGGCGGCGGCGGCUGCAGCGGCGGCGGCGGCGGCGGCGGCGGCGGUUGCGGCGGCGGCGGCUCCUCCAAGCUCUAGCCACGCCCCCGUCCACUCGCAGCACCCUGCAGGUCAUAGCAGGGGCUCCCGGAGACGAAGGUCGUCCUCCAGCCGUUCCCCGUCCUCCUCCUCGCGCUCCUCCUCGCGCUCCUCCUCCCGCUCGUCCUCGCGGCGAGCGCGGCGGGGGCGGGGCAGCGGGGGGCGGGACGGACGGCGCUCCCGCACGCGCUCCCCCUCCCCCUCCCGGCGGCGCUCCGGGUCGAGGGGCGGAGCCAGAGGGGGGAACGGCAGCGGCGGCUCCUGGAGGAGGCGGGAGCGCACGCGCACGCCGUCGCGCUCCCGGGAGCGGGAGCGCGACAGAGAGAGGGAGCGGGAGCGCGACCGAGAGCGGGACAGAGAGCGGGAGCGUGACAGAGAGCGGGAGCGGGACAGAGAGCGGGACAAGAGGCGGUAUUCCGGCCGCCGGCAGACCAGGUCCCGCUCCGGCUCCAGGCAGAGGGCCGCCUCCAGGCACGGGGGGCGGAGCUCCGGGGGCCACCGGCGGGGAGGAAGCAGCAGCCCCAGCCCCUCCCCCUCCCCCUCCCGACCCCCCCGGAGCCCCUCCCCCUCCCACAGGGGGUCCCUGACCUCGGGCGGCCUCGACAAGCUAAGGAAGCCUGACACUCCGUGCGGUAAAGAGUCUGGAGCUUCCAAACCCAAGAUGACCCCCCAGGAGAAGCUGAAGAUUCGCAUGCAGAAGGCCCUCAACAGGCAGUCCAAGGCGGAUAAGAAGGCAGCUCAGGCCAAGAUCCAGAGCCAGGAGAACAAGAGACAGGAACGGGAAGGAGAGCUGCGGGCCAUGGCGCGCAAGAUACGCAUGAAGGAACGAGAGAGGCGCGAGAAGGAGAGGGACGAGUGGGAGAAACAAUAUGGCCGCCAGAGCCACUCCCCCUCCCCGUCCAAAUAUGGCCGUGACCACAGCUCUUCCAGAAGCAGGAGGUCUCGUUCCCGCUCCAGGAGUCCGUACCACAGGUACUGACAGCGCAGAGACCUGCUCUACAGCACCACCUACCUGCCAGCCCAGGAACCACAGGGCUGGACCCGCCCACCGGAGGGAGGACGAGCCCAUUGGCUAGGAGAGGGCUGGGGGCGGGCUUAUUGGCUCGGAGAGGGCUGGGGGUCGGCUGAUUGGCUGGGAGAGGGCUUGGGGCGGGCUGAUUGGCUGGGAGAGGGCUGGGGGCGGGCUAAUUGGCGAGGGGACCGGCUGAAUGGCUGAGACUCCUUCUGGUUCGCUGCUUCUCAAGCCGUAGAUCCUAUGGAACUAUUAUGUGUAUCGUGUCUUAACUAUGAGCUCACACACCGGAGAGAGGUGGGGGGGGGGUCAGCAUAUGUUCUUGAGUCUGGUGGGAGAAGCAUCUGAUUGGACACUGGGCCUGGGCACUGCCCGGUAGGUUCAUGUCCACCAACGCUGAUGUGUCAUUGGACCGUCAGGUGAUGCCGAACCCCCUCCCCUCUGGGUCCGCCUAUAGAACAGGGGCUCUUGCAAACAGGUCACAUCAAAUUAUUAGUUUUUCUUGACAACCUUACAUCUACUAGAGAAGAGUAAAGAGUUCUGGUCAAUUUAAUGCAAAUAAUUUAAUGUUUGAUUUUUUCUAUAAUCCAUCCAAUCAUGGGUUUUCCCACAAUAUGAUGUUGUACGUCGUACAUUUUCCAAUAAAUUGGUCUUGAACGAAA